CUGUUCGAGAUGUGAAGACAGGUCCCAGUUGGGUGAGGACUUCGGGAAGGCCCGCCCAGGUUCGGCCCUCCCCCUGUCCCCCGCCCUUCUCCUCUGGGCCUGGGGCGCGGGCGAAGCGGGGGCCGGCAGGCACCGAGAGGCGCCGGCGGGACUGAGGCCGAAGCGGGCGGUGGAGGCGGGGCUGGGUGGCCAAGCAGCCAUGCCUACGUGGGGGGCUGGCUCACCGUCCCCUGACCGCUUUGCUGUGUCUGCGGAGGCUGAGGACAAGGUGCGGGAGCAGCAACCGUACGUGGAGCGCAUCUUCAGCGUGGGGAUGAGUGUCCUCCCGAAGGACUGUCCUGACAACCCUCACAUCUGGCUGCAGCUGGAGGGCCCCAAGGAGAACGCCAGCAGAGCCAAGGAGUUCCUGAAGGGUCUUUGCAGCCCAGAGCUGCAGGAUGAAGUCCACUAUCCACCCAAACUGCAUUGCAUCUUCCUGGGAGCCCAGGGCUUCUUCCUUGAUUGUCUGGUCUGGAGCACAUCAGCCCACCUUGUCCCAGGGCCCCCCGGUUCGCUGAUGGUCAGUGGCCUGACCGAGGCCUUCGUCAUGGCUCAGAGCAGAGUGGAGGAGCUGGUGGAGCGGCUGAGCUGGGACUUUCGGCCAGGGCGAGCCCCUGGAGCCUCCCAGUGUGCUGGAGUGCUGAGAGACUUCUCGGCCCUGUUGCAGCCCAGUGGGGAUGCCCACAGAGAGGCCCUGCUGCAGCUGCCCCUAGCUGUCCAGGAGGAACUGUUGAGCCUGGUGCAGGAGGCAGCCAGGGGGCAGGGGCCCCAGGCACUGCCCCCCUGCGGCGGGGGGAGCCCCGGCCCACUGGGUGCUCAGUACCAGGGCGUCAGAGCUCCCUCGAGUGAAGGCAGGGAGUCCCUGGACCCUGGACCUACGGGGUGGCGAGAGUCGAGGGGAGAGAGACAGGUUAUGGAGAAGGAGGGAGGGAAGCAGGGCGGUCCCAGGGAGAUGGAUUUGGGGUGGAAGGAACUGCCUGGGGAAGCGGCUUGGGAGAAAGAAGGGGCCUUCAGAUCACAGUCAGGAGGAGGAAUGGCAGGGCAGGUAGGGCCCCUGACAGGAAAGGCCCUGGGCAAGGGGGGGGUGCUUCAGGACAGAGGAAGGCUGGUAUGUGUCCAGGGCGAGCCUCUUGGUGCCCAGGGCCCCUGUCAGAGGGCAGCUCAGCCCCGGGGAGCCUCCCUCCUGCAGCGGCUACACAACGGGAAAGCCUCACCUCCGAGGGUGCCUAGCCCUCCACCUGCGCCCGAACCCCCGUGGCACUGUGGAGACCGAGGAGACAGGGGAGAUAAGCAGCAGGUCGCAGCGCGAGGUCGUGGGUCUCCGUGGAAACGAGGCUCGCGCGGGGGCAACUUGGUGACCGGCACGCAGCGUUUCCAGGAGGCCCUGCAGGACCCUUUUACCCUGUGCCUUGCCAACGUCCCCGGCCAGCCAGACCUCCGUCACAUUGUCAUCGACGGCAGCAAUGUGGCCAUGGUGCACGGCCUCCAACACUACUUCUCCAGCCGGGGCAUCGCCAUUGCUGUGCAGUACUUCUGGGACCGGGGCCACCGGGACAUAACCGUCUUUGUGCCUCAGUGGCGCUUCAGUAAGGAUGCCAAGGUCAGAGAGGGCCACUUCCUGCAAAAGCUGUACUCCCUCAGCCUGCUCUCCCUCACUCCCUCCCGAGUCAUGGAUGGCAAGAGGAUCUCCUCAUAUGAUGAUAGGUUCAUGGUGAAGCUGGCCGAAGAGACCGAUGGGGUCAUUGUCUCCAAUGACCAGUUCCGGGACCUGGCGGAGGAGUCUGAGAAGUGGAUGGCGAUCAUCAGGGAGCGCCUGCUGCCUUUCACUUUUGUGGGAAACCUCUUCAUGGUUCCUGAUGACCCGUUAGGGCGAAAUGGCCCCACACUGGAUGAGUUCCUGAGGAAGCCAGUCAGGGCACAGGGGGCUUCUAAGGCUCAGCAUCCUUCCAGGGCCAUCGCAGAACCCGGUCAGCAGCAGCAGCAGGGGAGAGAAGAGGAGGAAAAAGGCAGCAGUGGCAUCCGGAAGACCCGGGAGACUGAGCGGCUGCGGCGCCAGCUGCUGGAGGUGUUCUGGGGCCAGGAUCACAAGGUGGACUUCAUCCUGCAGCGGGAGCCGUACUGCCGGGACAUCAACCAGCUCUCCGAGGCCCUGCUGAGUCUCAACUUCUGAGCCUCCCCUGCCUGACUGCCUGCCUGCCACCCAGUCAGCUCCAGCCUGGCCCGGCUCGGCUCUUUCUGUGAGGGUCCUUGUGCUGCUCAGACCCUGACCUAGACUCACUCUGAGUUGGUGGGACUUGAUCUCAUCUUGAGUCAGGACCUCAGAUAGCUCUCAAGAGGUUCUGCUCAGCCUUAAGUUCUCAACCUUGCCAUAGC
Messenger RNA from Odobenus rosmarus divergens (Pacific walrus), 2412 nucleotides. It is a transcript of the gene KHNYN, whose product is annotated as KH and NYN domain containing. Gene Ontology annotation, cellular component: cytoplasmic ribonucleoprotein granule; nucleus. Gene Ontology annotation, molecular function: mRNA binding; RNA endonuclease activity. Bases 200 to 2209 code for a protein of 669 amino acids. Lineage: Eukaryota; Metazoa; Chordata; Mammalia; Carnivora; Odobenidae. The record is from RefSeq and is a predicted model, not a curated record. The transcript has 8 exons.